Marmota flaviventris (yellow-bellied marmot) is the source of this 1602-nucleotide messenger RNA. It is a transcript of the gene Cyp19a1, whose product is annotated as cytochrome P450 family 19 subfamily A member 1. The record is from RefSeq and is a predicted model, not a curated record. Gene Ontology annotation, biological process: female gonad development; response to estradiol. Gene Ontology annotation, molecular function: iron ion binding; aromatase activity; heme binding. Gene Ontology annotation, cellular component: endoplasmic reticulum. Lineage: Eukaryota; Metazoa; Chordata; Mammalia; Rodentia; Sciuridae.
GAGCUCUAAAUUGCUGUGUCUGAGGCUGAGGAGAGCAAGAUGGUUUUGGAAAUGCUGAAUCCAAUGCACUAUAAUGUCACUGGCAUGGUGCCAGAAGUCAUGCUUGUCGGCACCAUGCCGAUUCUGCUGCUCAUGGGCCUUCUUCUCUUGAUUUGGAAUUAUGAGAACACAUCUUCAAUACCAGGUCCUGGCUACUGUAUGGGAAUUGGGCCCCUCAUUUCCCAUGGUAGAUUCCUGUGGAUGGGGAUUGGCAGUGCCUGCAACUACUACAACAAGAUGUAUGGAGAAUUCAUGAGAGUCUGGAUAGGUGGAGAAGAAACACUCAUUAUCAGCAAGUCCUCAAGUAUGUUCCAUGUAAUGAAGCACAGUCACUACAUCUCCCGAUUUGGCAGCAAACUUGGGUUGCAGUGCAUUGGUAUGCAUGAGAAUGGCAUCAUAUUUAACAAUAAUCCAGACCUCUGGAGAGCAGUACGACCUUUUUUUAUGAAAGCUUUAACAGGCCCUGGCCUUGUUCGCAUGGUGGCAGUUUGUGCUGAAUCCAUCAUAAGGCACCUGGACAGACUGGAGGAGGUCACCAAUAUGUCGGGCUACAUUGACGUGUUGACCCUCAUGCGGCGCAUCAUGCUGGACACCUCUAAUAUGCUUUUCUUGGGGAUUCCCUUGGACGAAAGUGCCAUGGUGGAUAAAAUCCAGGGUUAUUUUGAUGCAUGGCAGGCUCUCCUUCUCAAGCCAAACAUCUUCUUUAAGAUUUCUUGGCUAUACAAAAAAUAUGAAAAGCCUGUCAAGGAUUUGAAAGAUGCCAUAAAUAUUUUGGUAGAAGAAAAAAGGCAAAAGGUUUCCACAGCAGAGAAACUAGAAGACUGUAUGGAUUUUGCCACUGAAUUGAUUUUUGCUGAGAAACGUGGAGAUCUGACAAGAGAGAAUGUGAACCAGUGCGUAUUGGAAAUGCUGAUUGCAGCACCUGACACUAUGUCUGUCACUGUGUACUUCAUGCUGUUCCUCAUUGCAAAUCACCCUAAAGUUGAAGAGGCAAUAAUGAAGGAAAUACAGACUGUUGUUGGUGAGAGAGAGAUAAAGAUUGACGAUGUGCAAAAACUAAAAGUGAUGGAAAACUUCAUUUACGAGAGCCUGCGGUACCAGCCCGUCGUGGACUUGGUCAUGCGCAAAGCCUUACAAGAUGAUGUGAUUGAUGGCUACCCAGUGAAAAAGGGAACUAACAUUAUUCUAAAUAUUGGAAGAAUGCAUCGACUCGAGUUUUUCCCCAAGCCUAACGAAUUUACUCUUGAAAAUUUUGAGAAGAAUGUUCCUUACAGGUAUUUUCAGCCAUUUGGCUUUGGGCCCCGCAGCUGUGCAGGAAAGUACAUUGCCAUGGUGAUGAUGAAAGUUGUCCUGGUUACACUUCUGAGGCGAUUCCAUGUGAAGACACUGCAAGGAAAGUGUGUUGAAAACAUACAGAAGAAAAAUGACUUGUCCUUGCACCCAGAUGAAACAAGCGACCUGCUAGAAAUGAUUUUUACCCCAAGAAAUUCAGACAAGUGCCUCAAACACUAAAGAAGGUUGUUCAGUGACUACUCUGGAGCAUUUCUCAUCAGUAGCUCACAU